Messenger RNA from Fibroporia radiculosa, 228 nucleotides. RefSeq lists its product as uncharacterized. The record is from RefSeq and is a predicted model, not a curated record. The transcript is spliced from 2 exons. Bases 1 to 228 code for a protein of 75 amino acids. NCBI's taxonomy places the organism in Eukaryota, Fungi, Basidiomycota, Agaricomycetes, Polyporales, Fibroporiaceae.
AUGACCAAGUGGGUCACCAGAACAGGUCUCAUUGAGUGCUCGUGUGCGUCCCUGACGCUAGUAGAGACCAACUCAGCAGCCAAGCCUCUGUGUAGGACCGUGACCAAAUACAACGGUGGCUUCUACAUUGACAGAUUUUGCAAAAAGGGUCAGCAGUUCAACAUGUUAUACAAAUUCCUCGACACAUUCGUUGCUUCCAUGAUCCUCAUUGCUUUGUCUGUUACCUGA